Messenger RNA from Scatophagus argus, 6259 nucleotides. RefSeq names its product endophilin-A1-like. Gene Ontology annotation, biological process: synaptic vesicle uncoating. The coding region runs from base 235 to 1320 and encodes 361 amino acids. Gene Ontology annotation, molecular function: protein binding. The record is from RefSeq and is a predicted model, not a curated record. NCBI's taxonomy places the organism in Eukaryota, Metazoa, Chordata, Actinopteri, Scatophagidae. The transcript has 11 exons. Gene Ontology annotation, cellular component: cytoplasm; presynapse; glutamatergic synapse.
GGAUGGACUUCUGAUCGGCAGCAGCUCCACAGGACACACGACCAUCCGCAGGGUUUCCAAAGCCGAUGAAGGACUCUACAAGUGCAGCACCUCUGGAGGCGCCGAGUCUCCGGACAGCCGGCUGACUGUCAGAGUGUCAGAGCCAGCAGCUCAGGUGUUGGCCGUCUCCAGACUGACGUGCCAUGUGAUCACAGUGACUCCCUACCUGCUGUGCACCGUCGUGCUGGGCCUCAUAUGCAGAAGAAACAGGAGAGCCCACCUUGUCGCCGAGGUCAGGAGCCACAGUGUCGUCAUGGAGGUGGAGUAGAAAAAGUCAGUGAGAAGGUUGGAGGUGCAGAAGGAACCAAGCUGGAUGAUGAAUUCAAAGAGAUGGAAAAGAAGGUGGACAUCACCAGCAGAGCAGUGUUGGACAUCAUGACCAAAACCACAGAAUACCUUCAGCCCAAUCCAGCAUCCAGAGCCAAGCUGAGCAUGAUCAACACCAUGUCAAAGAUCCGCGGACAGGAAAAGGGACCCGGUUACCCGCAGGCUGAGACCGUCCUGGGCGACGCCAUGUUGAAGUUUGGACGGGAGUUGGGGGAGGAGUCCAGCUUCGGUUUGGCGCUGAUCGAAGCCAGCGAGGCGAUGAAGGAGCUCGGUGAAGUGAAGGACGCUCUGGACAUGGAGGUCAAACAGAACUUCAUCGACCCGCUGCAGAACCUCCACGACAAAGACCUCAAAGAGAUCCAGCACCAUCUGAAGAAGAUGGAGGGUCGCCGUCUGGACUUUGACUACAAGAAGAAGCGUCAGGGGAAAGUCCAGGAGGACGAGAUCAAACAGGCGCUGGAGAAGUUCGACGAGAGCAAAGAGAUCGCAGAGCAGAGCAUGUUUAACCUUCUGGAGAGCGACAUAGAGCAGGUGAGCCAGCUGGCAGCGUUGGUCCAGGCUCAGUUGGAAUACCACAGCCGCUCUGCCGAAAUCCUCCAACAGCUCUCCAGAAAGAUGGAGGACAGGAUAAAAGAGGUGUCUGGCAAAGCGAGGAAGGAGUACACUCCUAAACCCCGAAUGACCCUGGAGCUGCUGCCCCCCAGCGAGAGCCACAAUGGAGGGAUACACUCUGCCAAAUCGCCCGGAAGAUCACCAGCACCCAUGGAUCAGCCCUGCUGCCGAGCGCUCUACGACUUCGAGCCAGAGAACGAAGGCGAGCUGGGCUUCAAAGAGGGCGACGUCAUCACCCUGACCAACCAGAUCGACGACAACUGGUACGAGGGCAUGAUCAACGGCCAGUCGGGCUUCUUCCCCAUCAACUACGUGGAUAUCCUGGUGCCGCUCCCUCAUUAGGUCACGCCAAUGACCUGAACGUCCCCACCCGUCCGACCAAUUCCAGAUGCCCCGGAAACAGCCUGUAUUUGCAUAAAACAACAAACCAUGUCCUCCUUCUACUUCUUCUUCUUCUGUGCUUCUGUGCGAUUGUGCUUUCACAAAACGGACUGAUGAUGGUGGAGACGGAGACGGGGCGGAUGAGGCCAGGCAGGGUGGACAGUGAUAGGAGGAGGAGGAGGAUUUCAGAAGAGACGACGAGGCGGUGAUGUUUUACAGCACAGUGCUCACUCUGCAGUGCUCCGCUCAGCCCGGGCAGCCCGGAUACCGACGAGGCUUUGGAGACCUCCGACUAAGGCGCGGUGUAUAUGUACGUGCAUGUAUGUGUCUGUGUGUGCGUUCUUACUCUAUUACGAUCCAGCCAGCACAAAUUCCUGCUCGUCAGUUAAACUGCCUUUUUGUGAUACUGUCUUCUUCUCGAGUUAAGUUUCUUGCUGCACUUCUGUCUUUUCUACCUUGACUUAACCUUCUUGUGGUUCUUCUUCUUCUUCUUCUCUGGCCCCGAGAUCUCGCAGUAAAAGUUCCCGUCUCUCUUUGCUCAUUCACUCAUUUGCUAGCACCGCCUUUUAGCAUGGCUCCAUACUGAUAUACAGACCUCUAACCUAUGAUCCAGGGCUCUGGGAGGUCAUCAGACCCGCCUGCUUUUGUUUGAGUAUAUCUUGUACUCUUUCUCAGAGUCUGCAUCGGAUCUCAGCUCAGUCGCUGUAUGCAUGAAACAGCCAAGUCAAAAGGAUCGAGAUGCUGGAGAAAUUUGGUGUUCGGGAGUGUGAAGCAGUAGAUUUCUAUCGUCUUGGGAAUGGGAAUUUUAGCAGAUCUUUAAGGUCAUUCGGCGUGUCAUGAAACACAUGACGGUAAACUUGAGGGUUAUGUGAUUUUUCCAGCCAACACGAGCAGCGAAGGCCGGUCUGUAUGGGCAGAACUUCUCACCAGGUCGGCACACAGAUGACUCAUCACAGGAGGCAUCGAGGAGGAGGUGCUUGUUUCAUUGUGUGUGUCGAGUUACCCACUCACACUGUUGUGUAGAUGCUUGUUUGUUUGUCCUCUUUGUGAGACCCGAACACGACAAGACAUUAGGACAUUACAUUGUUUUCCCCGUCCCCUAAACAGUCAACAAGUCACAGAAAUUCUACAUUCAAAACGUUGUUGAGGUCGUUUGUUAUGCAUGAAGCUCUCUGAACCUGAAAUCAGUACGUGUGCUGUUGGUCAACAUGAAUGUAGACUGGAUCUGUUAGGAUGUUCUGCACCUCCUUCCUGGUUGGAGACGCAGCGUAACCAUGGUAACCCAUUUCAGUGAUUAACAAAUUUGACAUAUAAAUUACGCUGAGCAAAAUGAAACCUUAUAAGCUUUAUAACUUAUACUGACUGUAGUAUUACCGUAGCUGAUCACUGAUAUGGACACGUUUGAUCUGUCCUGGAGUCAUGGUAACUGGUACAUUUAAGAGCCGCGUGGACGUUACAGACCCCAUGAUUACAUUUCGGUCUGUGUUAGGGACCGUUCAGAUGUCGUGUCUUUUGCACAUACAAAUGUACUAUUAUGGAGACGCCAACAAGCUCACUCAUAACUGAACGCAGCAGCAUCGUGGUGCUCAUUCGCAUGCUAGUUUUUAUUCGGGUUUAUUCAGCCCACCAAGAUGGAAAACUGUUCUCAACGCAGCAAACGCGCUGCAGGUCAUGUGACUGUGUGAAGAAUUACGCCAUCAGCACCACAGGACUUCCUUUGACAUCCUGACUGCUGAACGGGACCACGUUGUCUCUUUCUGCAAGACAAAUGAUCGGCUAAUUGUAAAAGAUAAGAUCAGCGAAUGCCAGAUAUGCUAAUCAAACGUACCUCUUUGUACAAACUGUUCAGAUGUGUGGCAUAUGUAACGUAUGUACUGACGUGCGUACAAAAUACAUCUGAAGUAUUGUGUUUUAAUAUUAAUAUAUUCAUCAUGAUGCAACUGCAGAGUUAAGUUAGUCCAGUUAAGGCACUGAGUUAUAUCAGCUCAGAGCUUACUGCUAACCACGUUUACAGACGCGGCAUCUGAAUGGCCCAUUGGCGUGUUUCUGAAGCCUCAGUCAGUAUUAGCGGUCCACCAAAGUGCUGCCUCAGCAGUGUUCUUUAUUAGCCCGUGUUAAAGAGUCGGCUCUGACGAAGACCUGAUGAACACGGUCCAUGGGAUUUAUUGUUAAAGGCUCGUUAUCACUGAUGUGAAACAAAUAGUUGCCCUUUUAAGGGCGAUGGAAACCGUCAGAAAACAUUCAUAAAACCAAUGUCAUGUUCAACUUUGGUAUCUGCUGACUGUUAUUUGGUUCAAGACCGGUCAGACAGACCAAUUGAGUCCAACAAAGCAGAUGUGCUAGCAAUAGAGAUCUGUUCAAGUGUGUUGUUGACGUGUUCAAAUGAAACACGAGACUUCUUACAAAGAACUUCCUAUCACAAUGCUGGGAUGGGCAUUGAGUGUGGUGCUGGGUUUGUAUCGACUCCUUUGUACAUAAAGAUCUGAAUAGUGUCAAAGAUCAGAUUGAACCUGUGCUGUCGCCAGGCUGAAGUCAUCGUGACAGAAUUCUCUUCUACCGAGCCAACCUUUUUAAAUUUAAAACUGAACUUAAACAGAUAUUAUUACAUUUAAAAGGCUUAUAGCUUUUCUAUCAGGGCAAUAUUAAUUCAAACAGCAGCAGGAAUCUGUGCUAGUGUGGCUAACGCUAACGUGCCAGAUGUGACUAACCAGCUGGCCUUUCGCUUCACAUUCCCGUACUUGUGUUUUUUUGUGAUUGCAGUGUUGAGCAGAGUACUUCAAGCUAAAACUUUGAAAAUGUAAAGAUACUUCAUUUUUGUAUUCCGAAGAUGUAUUCUGAAUACUUGUAUUGCAUUACAACCUCAUGUCAAAGUGUCAGGACGCUGCUGUAGCUGGUUGGCUAAGUCCAAAGUGAGACACUCGCCCAGGUGUUUCUCAAGCUAUGGGUCGGGGCCUUGAAAUGGGUUGCGUCGUGUCGCUUCUUGACGAGGCAGGACUGCAGCAGAGAAAAAGUAUUUUAUUAAGUAUUUGGUAGGAGGAUGGGAAAACUGUGAUGGUGUUUGGACACAAACAGUAAUAACAAUGAAAUAAACUGCAUUUUUAACCGGAGAUUCAGUCAAUGAAGAUGCAAUAAGCGAUAAUCUAACAAUAAAAACAUUUCAAUAAGAGGAAGUGAUGACUCUGAAGGAAACCGUGGAACAGUCAAAUCUGUCUAUCUGAAGAGCUUUAGAACUUGGACAUCUCUUCCUUUGCCAAAGCACAUAUGCGACAGCAACAACACAGUCACAAGCUAAGAGUCUUUUAUUUUCUUCCUGUUUCUCUGGAUCCAUUCCAAGUUGUGGUGAAAGACGGGAGUUCGGAGCGUUCGGCGUUUCUCUUCGUUUUUCUUUGUGUUCCGAGUCUGUCACCUGAUUUUCUGAGUCCGCCUGUGGAAAGUCUGUGAGCUGCAUGCGACUGAACUGCUUUUUAUGUCUGCUGGUUUGAGAUGUUUUUCAAAAACAAAACAAAAAAAAAAAAACAACUUAAAUUUAAAUUAAUCAAAACAAUGGGGGAGAUUUUAGUCCUGCUGGCUGUUUAUUCUCGCGCUGCGGUGAGCCUACAUUAACUGAAACCCUUCAUGGUUCGGUUACUGUAUUUGUCGUGUUGUUUUUGUUAAAUCUGUUGACUUGGUUAAGCUGUAUUUGUAUCGCACUCCUCUUCAAAUUACAAAGUGCUUUAAGAAGCUUUUUGAAUUUUCUUGAACAUGUUUUUAUUUUCCAUUGAUCUGAAUUUGUUUUGUUGCUCUUCUUUGUUUUCUCUUGUGCUGAUUUGCCCUCCAUGGCGAGAUGUAUCUUAACCUCAGUGAGGGACUUGUACAGUGUUACGCUCCGUUUUCCCUUCUCACCGACAUGAGAGUCAGACCUCGGCCUUGUUUCCUGCUCUGGCGAAACACUCCGAACCAAACACUCCUGUCUUUCUCCGAGACACGGCGGCUCAGAAAGCAGAAAGAUCCUCAUUGGUUUCACUGAACUUGAUGAGUCAGUUUUUAGGGUGGACUUUAUGUGAAUACAUGUUGACUUGUUGUAAUGUAAUGGAAAAUUAAUCUCAAAACUCUCAUAUCUUUAAAUAUGAAGCUAACACCAGCAGCCACUUAGCUUAGCUUAGCAUACAGACUGGACGCAGGAAGAAAAAGCUCACCUGGCUUUGUCCAAAGGGUAAAAAAACAAACAAACAAACAAAUAAAAACAAUCUGCCUAUAAAUUCACUUAUCCUGUUUGGUUUAUAUGUACAAAAACCACAGCAUGAAAACAUUUAGUGAGCUAAAUUCCCCAGCUUACUUAGCUUUAGCACUUUUUUUAGGUCCCUCCCACUGCAGUUGAGGUGAACCAAUCAGAUUAACUCUGCUGUCAGGGCCGCUUUUCUUUAAAGAAACAGUGUGAACACUUGGUCCGACCUGUGGCUGUGUUACAUUGUACUGUAUGCCUUGUGGCUGUAUAAAAUAGCCCCCUUUGCCUAUGGAACCUGGUGUCUCCUGGUGAGCUACGUGUGUGUACGUGAGUAUAUACACACCUUGUUGCAGUUUAUUUAUGUAUUGUACGUAUUCAUUUGAUUAUGUAUUUAUUUAUUUAUUCCUGCGUCCUAUUUAUUGGUUCGGCACCUGUGGCGUAUUUUACGAUUGUCAGUACAUCGGUGUAUGAUGUGGAGGAGGGGACGGGGGGACGAGGGGAUGGGGGGGUUGUUUUGGGAUGUUGGGGGGGAAGGGGCGUGGUAAGUGGAAAAACCUAGCUGUGAUACUAACUCUAACUGUUGCUCUCCUCGUAUUGGAUGAUGAUAUAAUCUAAGACCACUGUAUGUAUAACUGCUUGUUGUGAAGAUGAACUACAAUGUAAUGACAAUAAAGAACUAACACCAUGACGACACGC